UGGAAUGCCAACAAUGUAGCGAAUGUCCCGACUGCGCCCCGCACUCGGCGCCCGGGACGGACAAGGGGGAAGAUGGAGAUCGCUCCUCGCCGUCGGGGACGCCGCCGCCGUUGAGCCGUUUCUUGACGGCUGCUUCCCUCAACCUCGAUAAGCGGGCGGAGGUGCUGGGCGCCCCCGAGGAGACAGAGUCAGUCUGCAAAAUGGUGAUUCCAAGGAUUUUCAUAUUUUGUAGAAAACGUGAAGAUCGUGAGCUGAAAUAAAACAUUGGCAGAAAUUUCUUGGGAAUUUUGCCUUUUCUUCUCUUCAAAGGAUUAUGGUUUACAAGAAAUUGAUACCAUCAAGUGACACUUCUUUGAAAUAAAGGAAUAUAAAAACCUAAGAAUAAAGCUGUAUUUAUGCUCAGAAAAAACUGGAUUAACAAUGAGGCCAAAGACUUUUCCUGCUACGACAUACUCUGGAAACAGCAGACAAAGGUUACAAGAGAUUCGAGAAGGUUUAAAGCAACCAUCCAAAUCUUCAGGUCAGGGACUACCUAUUGGACCGGGCAGUGAAACUUCUCUGGACCCUAAGAUUGUAAUAGGGAAGGAUGCUGCAAGGCAGCAGCAGAUGAGACAGACACCUAAGUUUGGACCAUAUCAGAAAGCUCUGCGAGAAAUUAGAUAUUCUUUGCUGCCUUUUGCUAAUGAGUCAAGCACUACAGCAGCUGCUGAAGUAAAUAGGCAGAUGCUCCAGGAACUGGUGAAUGCGGGUUGCGAUCAGGAGAUGGCUGUCCGAGCACUGAAGCAGACGGGCAGCAGAAGCAUUGAGGCAGCUCUGGAGUAUAUCAGUAAGAUGAGCUACUUGGAUCCCAGAAAUGAGCAGAUCGUGCGUGUAAUUAAGCAGACCUCACCAGGAAAGGGCAUUGUGCCAAAUAAUGUAACCCGCAGGCCAAGCUUUGAAGGAUCAAAUGAAUCUUUUCCGUCCUACCAUCAAAUCAGUGGUGCAGCCUAUGAAGGGACAGGCUUCGGAGCAGAAGGUGCAAAUAUGCUUACUGAAGUUCCAAGGCCAUACAUGGACUAUUUAAUCUCCACUUCGCAGUCUACAGCUAUGAACGCUCCUGUACAGCGACCCUCUGGAGUAGGCACUCACAGCACACCAGCAAGCCAUCAGCAGAAAACAUACCCUACAAAUAUUGAGUCUUCUGUGAUUAAUUAUCCAGUGGCUAAUCACAGCAAUCAAGCCUUGCAGCUACAGGCAUCCCAUGGCUCCAACAGCCAACAUUACAGUAGGCAGCACAUGAUGGUGCAGGGGGAACCUAUGGGUUAUGGUGUUCAGCGGAGUCCAUCCUUCCAGAACAAGAUGCAGCAGGAGGGAGGAUACACCAAUCUCCCAAAUAAAGGGGCAGUUGUUCAGAAUAAUUCUGGUCAUGCAUUUCAGCAGGCACCAGCAAGCCUGUAUAUAUCACAUUCUCAUCACAAACAGACGAGUCCCUCUUCUCAUCAAAUGCAUGCGAUAUCCAGAGGCCCUGCCUUUGCCAAUGAUUUUUCAGACAGUCCACCACAAAAUCUAUUAACUCCAUCUAGAAAUAGCCUAAACAUGGACCUCUAUGACAUGAAUAAUACUCAAGUUCAGCAGUGGCAGGCAGCAACGCCGUCACGCCGAGAUUCUUUGCAAAAUCCAGGAAUAGAAACAUCUCCACGGCAACACGUAUCCUUCCGGCCCGACGCCACGGUGCCGAGCAGAACAAACUCAUUUAACAGCCACCAGCAACAGCCACAGGUGACAGUGUCUAUAAGACAAGUUCCUCCAGGGAAGCCUGAUCCUUCAAUUACGUCUCCAAAUACAAUCACAGCGGUCACAUCCGCUCAUAUUCUCCAGCCAGUGAAGAGCAUGCGAGUGAUGAGACCUGAGCCUCAGACUGCAGUGGGACCUUCCCAUCCUGGUUGGUUACCUGCACAAGCACCAGCUGUGGAUGGCUUGGAGAUCAUUGAGCAGCAUGUGCCACCUGUUGGAGCAGCUAAUGCCUAUCAACUAGACGUGGAUUACGGUAACCAGGAACUGAGGUGUCCACCGCCACCGUAUCCCAAGCAUUUGUUACUUCCCGGUAGCUCUGAGCAGUUUGAUAUCAACUGCUUGUGCAUGGGCGUAGAGCAGACCCUUCGCGUGGUUCCCAAUUCAACGUGCAAUAAGGCUGAGGAGAACAGCGAGCGAAACGAUAAAAGCAGCAAGAACACUAAAGCUGAAAAGGCAAGCAAGGAUAAAAAGCAGAUUCAGACAUCCCCGGUGCCUGUGCGGAGGAAUGGCAAAGAUGAAGAAAAGCGAGAGUCGCGAAUAAAGAGCUACUCACCUUUUGCCUUCAAGUUCUACAUGGAACAGCAUGUGGAAAACGUCAUAAAGACCUACCAGCAGAAAAUUAACAGAAGAUUGCAACUGGAGCAAGAAAUGGCUAAAGCUGGCCUCUGUGAAGCUGAACAGGAACAAAUGAGGAAAAUUCUCUACCAGAAGGAGUCCAACUACAACAGACUUAAAAGGGCCAAAAUGGACAAAUCUAUGUUUGUGAAAAUCAAGACUCUGGGUAUUGGUGCAUUUGGAGAAGUGUGCCUGGCCUGCAAGGUGGAUACCCAUGCCCUCUAUGCCAUGAAGACUCUGCGCAAGAAGGAUGUGCUAAACCGGAACCAGGUGGCUCACGUCAAAGCAGAGAGGGACAUACUUGCUGAGGCAGACAAUGAAUGGGUGGUUAAACUCUAUUAUUCCUUCCAAGAUAAAGACAACUUGUACUUUGUGAUGGACUACAUCCCUGGUGGGGAUAUGAUGAGUCUGCUGAUUCGGAUGGAGGUUUUUCCAGAGCGUCUGGCUAGAUUUUAUAUUGCAGAACUGACCUUGGCUAUCGAGAGUGUGCACAAAAUGGGAUUCAUUCAUCGAGACAUCAAGCCCGACAACAUUCUGAUAGACCUCGAUGGGCACAUCAAACUGACUGACUUUGGACUGUGUACUGGAUUCAGGUGGACUCACAAUUCAAAAUAUUAUCAGAAAGGGAGCCAUAUCAGACAAGACAGCAUGGAGCCCAGUGAUCUUUGGGAUGAUGUGUCAAACUGUAGAUGUGGAGAUAGGCUGAAGACAUUGGAACAAAGAGCUAAGAAGCAGCAUCAGAGAUGUCUAGCACACUCACUAGUUGGAACCCCUAAUUAUAUUGCUCCUGAAGUCCUGCUUCGUAAAGGAUAUACUCAGCUUUGUGACUGGUGGAGUGUUGGUGUGAUCCUCUUUGAGAUGUUAGUGGGACAGCCUCCUUUUCUGGCUCCUACACCCACAGAAACCCAACUGAAGGUGAUAAACUGGGAAAGCACACUGCACAUUCCCUCACAGAUCAAGCUAAGCCCUGAGGCAACCGACCUCAUCACAAAGCUCUGCUGUGCUGCUGAGGACAGACUUGGAAGAAAUGGAGCAGAUGACAUUAAGGCCCAUUCUUUCUUUCACUCUAUGGACUUCUCUACUGAUAUCCGCAGGCAGCCAGCUCCCUACGUUCCAAAGAUCAGCCAUCCAAUGGACACUUCUAAUUUUGAUCCAGUUGAUGAAGAAAGUCCUUGGAACGAUGCUAGUGGUGACAGCACCAGGACAUGGGAUCCACUAGCCUCUUCCAAUAACAAACACACAGAACAUGCUUUCUAUGAGUUUACUUUCCGAAGGUUCUUCGAUGACAACGGCUAUCCGUUCAGGUAUCCCAAACCUUCCGGAAUGGAAGUUGGCCAGUCUGCGAGAUCUGAUGUAGAGGAUAAAGGUGUGGUGGAUCAGACCGGAGCUUGUCAGCCUGUAUAUGUGUAAACUAUUGUAUAGGGUACUCCAGAUACGACUAAUCUCAAAUACAGUAGGGCCUUUAACUGAUCCUUUAGGAGCUGAUCCUGCAGUGCUUGUUCAGGUGUAACUUCAGCUGAGGCUGGAGGCAUCCUGGGGAGUCAGAAGCUUGCAGGGCCAGGUCCUAAAAAUGGCACUCUUGAAAGUUCAGGUCAGUUUUACUGUAAAUAACUCUGUUGAUAAUUACACUUGAAGCCCUGGUCUUCACCAAGG
This is a messenger RNA of Dryobates pubescens (Downy woodpecker), 4041 nucleotides long. It is a transcript of the gene LATS2, whose product is annotated as large tumor suppressor kinase 2. Gene Ontology annotation, molecular function: protein binding; ATP binding; protein serine/threonine kinase activity. Gene Ontology annotation, biological process: positive regulation of apoptotic process; regulation of organ growth; hippo signaling. The record is from RefSeq and is a predicted model, not a curated record. Gene Ontology annotation, cellular component: nucleus; spindle pole. NCBI's taxonomy places the organism in Eukaryota, Metazoa, Chordata, Aves, Piciformes, Picidae. Bases 421 to 3798 code for a protein of 1125 amino acids. The transcript is spliced from 8 exons.